Zychaea mexicana is the source of this 1647-nucleotide messenger RNA. RefSeq lists its product as uncharacterized. The record is from RefSeq and is a predicted model, not a curated record. Gene Ontology annotation, cellular component: Ubp3-Bre5 deubiquitination complex; cytosol; ribonucleoprotein complex. Gene Ontology annotation, molecular function: mRNA binding. Gene Ontology annotation, biological process: ribophagy; protein deubiquitination. The transcript is spliced from 3 exons. The coding region runs from base 1 to 1647 and encodes 548 amino acids. NCBI's taxonomy places the organism in Eukaryota, Fungi, Mucoromycota, Mucoromycetes, Mucorales, Lichtheimiaceae.
AUGCAGCAAACACAACACGCGGACACGAAAAGCGAUGCGAAGGUUGCUUCGCAGGACGUUGGUCUCAUCUUUGUACGAGAGUACUAUACCUUUCUGAACAAGCAGCCACAACGAUUGCAUGCAUUUUAUAACAAGGAUUCGUUGUUUUUGCGAGGCGAUGAGGGCGAAUCGGCCCAGAUUUACCGUGGUCAAGAGGAAAUCCAAAGCAAGAUCGAAGAACUGCAAUUUGAAGACUGCAAGGUGCUUGUCACUCAAGUGGACAGCCAUUCAUCGGCCAACGACGGCAUCCUCAUCCAGGUGUUGGGUGAAAUGUGCAACAAGAAUGAACUUUCGCAAAAGUUCAGUCAGACGUUUUUCCUUGCCCCGCAAGCCAAUGGUUAUUAUGUGCUCAAUGAUAUUUUCCGGUUCCUAAAGAAUGAGGUCAACAUUGACUACUACACCUGUGAGGACGACGAGGCUCAACAUGAACAGCAAUUGGAUCAGCAAAAGGUCAAGGCACAGCAAGAAUUGGAACAAAAGAGGGAACAGGAGCAACAGCUACAACAACAGAAGCAGCAACAGCAACAGCAACAAAAGAAGGAAUCUACUGUACCUAGUGUAGAAGCAUCACCCAUUGCUGCUGUUGGUGACAUCAAGGAAGAAAAGGAGCAACCCCAACUGCAGCCUGUCGAGCCUGCGGCAGCUGUGGAAUCGGUCAAGAAGGAAGAACCCAAGAAGGAACAGGUGGAAGUCAAGGAGGAGGUUGCGGAAAAGAAAGAACCUCAAGUGAAUGGUGCAUCUACUACCGCGACUGCUGUACCUGCAGCUGAGGCGAAUGGCAAGGAAAAACCAAAGGCGAUGAAACAAGAAUCCGAGAAAAAGCAUCAGCAGCAGACAACGACUGCGAAACCAUCCAAGCCAAGCGCUGCAAAAACAUGGGCUAACUUGGCUGCCAAUGACUCGGACAAAUGGGCAGAUGCCAAGGCACCCGUGACUGGAUCAUCCGUUGGCCAACAACCCAAGCAACCCGGAUCGCCUUUGCAACCUCAGGCACAAGCUCAACAACCACAGCAACAACAACAACAACAGGCGCAACAACAACAGCAGCAGCAGCAGCAGCAGCAGGCGCAACCAUCUCCUCAACAACAACAACAACAUCAUCAUCAUCAUCAUCAAGCACCUUCUCAUCAGCAGCAACAAGGCCACCCUCACGGUCAUGGCCAACGUAGAGAAGAAACACAAAUUUUCAUCAAGAAUGUAAACCAGCAUAUCAAUGAGGACAACCUUCGUGCAGCAUUCGCACAGUUUGGCACGGUCAAGGGCGUGAAUGUUGUGCAUGCCAGGAACUGUGCGUUUUUGGAUUUUGCUUCGACCGAAUCGGUGCAAAAGGCAUUGAGCCAACACAAGGUGCAUGUCAAUAACCAGAUUGUUCUGGCCGAAGAACGUCGUCACAAUGGCGGCGGUGCCGGUGGUGGUGGUGGUGGUGGUGGUAGAUACCAGCAUAAUCGCCAGCAGCAGAAUGGACGUCCGUAUGAACGUCGGUUCCAGCAGGAUGGCGGUGGUCAUCGUCGUGGUGGCGGUGCGCCACGAGGAGGCAAGUCGCGUGGAGGAGGAGGAGGAGGAGGUGGUGGUGGUGGUGGUGGUGGCAGUGGCACUGGUCCGAAAUAA